CACGCCGCUAGCACGACGAGUCAAGGUCUGGCUGAUACAAGCCGCUGAAAUCAUUAGAAUUGGGUUUUGGCAGUGUUUUGUGCUCUUUCGGUCCUCAUCCAUCGGUCUCCAGCGGCGCAACACGUGUAACCUAGCCUCUCUGGUCAGCAUCACUGCAGCAGUCUCGGAGCCUCACCAGCACACGCGGUGCGCCUAUGGACCAGCGCUUCCCCGAGUGCAAAGACCUGCACGCACUCUACCGCAAGUGCUUCGCCCAACAACCGUUCCGCUGGGGCCAGGCCACGGGCACCACAGAGGACAAGUGCGAGGACGCCUACGAGGCGUUUCGGGAGUGCGUCGAGAACUCGCUCGAAAAACAAAAAGACAAGAAAUGAUCGCUCCGGUCCUGUUGUUCAUAGGCCUCCGCUAUUCAGAAAGACGGCGACACGUCCUAAAGGCGUCGGAGGACGUCCUGCUCCUGGAAGCUGGAAUAGAGGACCUGGGCGAGGCGUCCGUGCUGUUAGUGACGUCGUUUUUCGGCGAAAGAAACCCGUCCUUUCUAGCCGUGGCGGCCCAUCGGGAGCACCGUAGACUAAGAGAGCACCACGGCGGCGACAAACACAUCCAGCUCAUCGCGCGCUCGCCGGCAGGCGAUGCUGUGGGGUAUGUGGAUUGUGACGGGCGGCCGUCGAAGUCGCCGGGACGGCCUCGACCAUAUGUCUCUGACUUAGCUGUGCGGGAGGAUUAUCGGCGCCGAGGCCUGGCGACGUGCUUAGUCCAGAAAUGCGAAUCUAUUGUUAAAGCCUGGGCCUUCGACCGCGUCUUCCUGAAGGUCGAGGCGUCGAACGAAGCUGCUCGCAAAAUGUACGGCGAGCUGGGCUACGAGGUCGUGGCCAUGGACGGCGCGCCGUCAAAACAAAUCUGUACCAUUAAGAAGUCCCUACUCUGAGCUUGCCUACUAGACUCGCGUCGAAG
Pelagomonas calceolata is the source of this 954-nucleotide messenger RNA. The record is from the annotation of a GenBank genome assembly. Lineage: Eukaryota; Pelagophyceae; Pelagomonadales; Pelagomonadaceae.